Messenger RNA from Strongylocentrotus purpuratus (purple sea urchin), 2178 nucleotides. RefSeq names its product trans-1,2-dihydrobenzene-1,2-diol dehydrogenase. Lineage: Eukaryota; Metazoa; Echinodermata; Echinoidea; Camarodonta; Strongylocentrotidae. The record is from RefSeq and is a predicted model, not a curated record. Gene Ontology annotation, molecular function: nucleotide binding. The coding region runs from base 193 to 1236 and encodes 347 amino acids. The transcript has 7 exons.
CGCCGGACACCUCGUACUAUACGUAUAUGGUGUCUUGGUCGAUCGAGGUUACGUCUUAACUAUAUUUGAGAGAUACCCCGGGAGAGAUACACUCAUAAUUCAUAAUUCAUGACUAGCUCAGCUACUUCAAGAAGCGGGAAGCGUAUUUGCUCACGGAAGCAGUAUUAUCAUACAUAACCAGAUAUAAUAAUAAUGGCGCCUCUACGUUGGGGUAUCUGUACAGGAGGGGAAAUCUCACACGACUUCGUCGCCAGCUUACAAGGUCACUCCGACAACCAUCCCAUCGUCGCGAUCGCAACUCGUUCAUUGGAGAGAGCGCAGAAGUUUGCGACCAAAUUCAAGAUUCCCACCGCCUAUGGUAGCUAUGAAGAGCUUGCUCGGGAUCCUAAUGUAGACAUUGUCUACAUCGGGGCUAUUAACACCGAACAUCCCAGACUGAGCAAGUUAUUUCUUACCAACAAGAAGAAUGUGUUAUGUGAAAAACCGCUGGCACUCACUCUGCACGAAACUCAAGAUGUCUUGAAGACGGCCAAAGAAAGUAAUGUCUUCUUCAUGGAAGCUGUGUGGACCCGUUUCUUUCCAGUCAGCGCUAAGAUCCGGGAACUCGUCUCAUCCGGGAAACUUGGUGACGUAAAAUCAAUGCUUCUCAACUUUGGUCUUGAUUUACCCGACAGAGAGAGAACAGUCAAAAGAGAAAUGGGUGGGGGCGCCCUCUAUGACAUGGGAAUCUACAUGGUCCAAAUGACGACCAUGGUCUUCGGGGAAGGACCGACAUCGUCGCAUACGCACGGAUUCCUCAAUGAAAAUGGAGUUGAUGAGAUGUACACGACGGUGAUGAAGUUCCCUAACAAAGCCAUGGCAACGCUUGCAUGCACCUACAAAGCUGAUUACCCAAAUGAAGUAGUCAUUGUCGGAACCAAAGGUCGCCUAAGAAUUCCGGAUCAUUUCUGGGCCCCCACGGAUCUAAUCUGGUCGAGCCCCAACGGAGAGCCCAUCGAGACGUUCAACUUCCCUACGCCUGAAUCCUCGGCGGAAUAUUCCUUGGGUCCGCUGUGGUCCGGUAUGCUCUAUGAGGCCGAUGCAGUGAAACAGGCGAUUCAAGAAGGUAAAAAGGAGCACGCCCUCGUGAGUUGGAAGGAGACAGAACUGCUUGCUACGUUGAUGGAGAAAGCUCGUCGAGAUCUCGGUAUCGUCUGGGUGCACGAAGGUCAAUCGCCGGUCGUCGUUCUUGCAUAAAAAGUUUAAUAAUAAUAAUAAUAAUAUUCUUACCAUUUUCAGUAUUGAAAUUAUUGUAUUUUUCCAAAUUUGCUUGUCAAAUGUGAACAAUUUAGCCAUUGGCUGCUAAUCAAUCAUGUUUUUUGUUUAUAUCAUGAAGUAGUCAAAAGUUUCACAAUUUUUGAUACAUUCUGUCAAUUUAUUCCAAAGCUCUGCUGAAAACAAAAAGGAGCGUAACACAUGAGAGGUAAAACCUUGUACUUAUUUGGGGGAUAAUAAGGAGAAACUUUUUGGGAAGAUCUGAGGAUUCUGUAAAGUAUGUACAUGUAUUGGGUAUAAGUUUGAUUAUAAUAAUAAUUAUUAUAAUAAGUGUUUGUUUUAAAAUAAAGUGCUUUACCAAUUACAAAUAACCAAAGAGCUAACAGUUUUGUUAUAUAACCCCUGUCACUAGAUUCAAUUACUAUUAUGCACCUAACAGUGCACAUUCUCCACUCCCAUGCUCCUUAGGCUGCGCACGCAUCUGCUUAUCCAAUCACAUUGACGUCCACAUCCUACCGGGUACCAAUUUAAAACCAAGGGGGUGUUUUUCUUAAAAGCUACUGAAAUCCUUGCUUCUGAUAGGUUAUCAGGAGAUUUGUCAUUGACUUUUGUCAUUUUUCAUUGAAAAAAAGGCUUUGUGAAACGCCCCCCCCCCCCUGGGUGGUAAGGAGCAAUGUAGAUCAAAUGCCUUGCUCAAGGACAUAAGUGUAGUAACAGGGUUUGAACACACGACCUCCGCAUUACCUGUCAGGUGAUUAAAACACUCGACUACGACACCUCUACCUCGAUCUAGCCCCUCUGCUAGUCCACUGCCCGGACUGUUCUUUAUUCGUACGCCUAAGAUUCUGUCCUGUUUUAUUCUUCAAUCAGGCCUACAAAAAAAAGAUGUUGUAUUGUCCUUUAGAUGUUAAAACAUGGGUCGGU